Messenger RNA from Mytilus californianus (California mussel), 3250 nucleotides. RefSeq names its product N-acetylated-alpha-linked acidic dipeptidase 2-like. Gene Ontology annotation, molecular function: carboxypeptidase activity. The coding region runs from base 504 to 2894 and encodes 796 amino acids. The transcript has 20 exons. The record is from RefSeq and is a predicted model, not a curated record. Lineage: Eukaryota; Metazoa; Mollusca; Bivalvia; Mytilida; Mytilidae.
AUUUCCAGAGUGAAAUGAAGUCUGUGAAUCAAUACCAUGUAUCUUUAACUUAAUAGUAAAGUACACUGUCGAGUAGAUGCCGUUUAAAUUAAAUUUCACGACACAAUUACAAUGUAAUUGGGAGUAUUAUUGCAGAUUUCAUUUAUUUUCAUUGUAUUCUGCGUAAUGUCUUUUUCUGUGAUUUUAAACGGAACUAUUUAAAACAGAUCGAAAGUGUCGGCAGAAGAAGCCGGAUUAAGAAGGAUUACUGCAACAUUUUCAUACACAAAGCGGCUUAUUCGUUUUAAAAGCCAUAAAAGCAAUGGUGCUGAAAUUUCAGUGAUGAUUUAAUUUUCUCAAACUUAAUUGCUGCAUUGGUUUUAAGGAUUGCCCGGUUAUCCUGUUGACAUUUAGAAUCAGUCAUUUAAAGUGUUAAAUGUUAAUGAGCUGAAGGUACAGCAAUUGUUGCAUGAGUUUGCCGACUUGUGGAAUUAAUUUUGCAUCCAACUUUUUGACACUGAGAGAUGACGAGUAUUCUAGUUUCUGUCUUUAGUAACAGAAUGCCAACGAAGGGGAAGUAUAUAGCAGGCAAACAGGUCUCAAGAUGGGAAGCAGACACCGAUAAUGUUGACAUCGAAUAUAAAAACUUGGACACACAGUCAAUAGCCUCUGUGCCUUUCUUUAGUGGGCGUAAAGGAUGCCUACUAAAGAUCUUGUUCCUGCUUGUGUUUUUAUCUGCUGGAAUGAUACUGGGUUAUAUGAUCAGACGAAACAUUCAUGAGACUCUGAUCAAACAGGAACCACCAGUAAAACAUCUAGGAAUCAAACAGAACUAUAAUGAUUUGCUGCGACAGAAGAUACAGGCAGACUUGAAUGAUACUGCUAACUACAAGGACCAUCUCAAUGAAAUGUCCAGACAGGUGAUGUUAUCAGGAAUUGGUACAACUAAUAAGUUUAUAGAGUAUUUGAUACAGUUCUGGUCUUCUUUCCCUCUUGAUUCUGUCAAAAUGAAACAGUACAGUGUCUUAUUAUCAUAUCGUAAUUACACAUCAAAAUCUAGCAGCAUUUCAGUAUUAUCAACGAUGCCAAAUACCAGUGUAGUAUUCCAAGCACAUUAUAACCAUGAUAACAUGUCUGGGAUACAUCCAGAUUACAUACCAUUCAAUGCCUAUUCUCCUUCUGGUUUUGUCAGGAGCAAGCUCAUCUAUGCAAACUAUGGAUGCAAAAAAGAUUUUUCAAGAUUAAAAAAGUUAAAUGUUACUGUCAAAAAGAAUGUUAUUUUAGUCAAGUAUGGAAAAAUACACCCAGCUAAUAAGGUAUUACAUGCACAAAAUGCAGGAGCAGCAGGUGUCAUCCUAUAUCCUGACCCUGCAGAUUAUGCUAAUGGACAAUCAAUAGUAUAUCCUAAAACAUGGUGGUUACCAGGUUGGGCCGUGCCUUUAUCACAUGUUAGAUAUAAUUUGGUUGGGGAUCCCCAGACACCUGGAUAUCCAGCUAUUAAUGGUGCACCACAUACCUUAUCAGAGAAUGCAAACUAUCCUAAAAUUCCAGUUCAACCAAUUGGGUAUGAUGAUGCUAGAUAUCUUAUGAGUCAGUUAGGGGGACAAACAGCACCAGAUGACUGGCGUGGCUGCUUGAAUGUCUCGUAUAAAACAGGACCUGGUUUUAGUGAUGAUAGCUUACAGUUAGAGUUAGAUGUAAAUAAUGUGAUAGAACGAAGAAAUAUUUCCAAUGUUAUUGCUGUUAUAGAUGGAAAAUAUGAAAAAGAUAAAUUUGUAAUAAUUGGUGCUCAUACAGAUUCAUGGACCAAAGGUGGUGUAGAUCAUGCAACAGGGUAUAGUGUGAUCUGGGAAUUAGCCAGAGGGUUCAGUGCUCUUGUUAGAGAUGGUUGGAGGCCAAGAAGAACUAUUAUGUUAGCUUUAUGGGAUGCAUCUAAAUAUGGACAUAUAGGUUCCUUUGAAUGGGUUCAGGAAUACGAGAAGAUGUUAGGAAGAGGAGCUGUAGCCUAUAUAAAUCUUGAUUCUGUGAUAAGAGGGAACUAUUCCUUCCAUGCUGAAGCUAAUCCAUUACUAUAUAGUAUUAUAAAGAACUCCACACAAAAAGUGCCUUGUACAGACCCUGAUUAUUAUGAUAAAUCAGUGUAUGAUAUGUGGUUAGAAAGAUUCAUGGAUCCAGGGAAACCUUCCCAGCCAAAAAUAAAUCCAUUGAAUGGAGACAGUGACCACACACCAUUUGAGUAUUAUCUUGGAGUUCCUUCAGUGUCACCAAUGUAUACAUUUAAUUCAAAGAUUUAUCCCCAUUUGCCAACAUACCCAGCUUUUAGUACAUUAGAAGAUGAUAAAGAAUAUGUAGAAACAUUCCUUGACAAAGAUACCAAACUAGAGCAGACGGUCACUAAAAUUGUGGCUGAUAUGGUGUUACUGUUAGCUGAUUCAGCAGUGCUUCCAUUUGAUGUUCAAAAUUAUGCACAAGUUUUUGACAGAGGAAAGAAAUUUUUAAGAGAGAAUGAAGCUGUUAUUUCAUCUGCUAAUGUAGAUAUUAAUGUAUUAUAUUCAAAGAUUGAUAUAUUUAUAGAAGCUACAAAGUUAUUUGCAUUUAAUGUAACAAGUAUUAACCUUGAUUCUUUGAAAGAAUCAGAUUUGUAUUUAAUUAAUGAUAAAUUGCUGGAACUUCCCAGGAUAUUUAUAAACUACCAAGGUAUUCCUGGAUACCCACAGUAUAGGCAUUUAUUGUUAGCUCCACAUGCUGAGAACCUAUGGGACGAUCAGAUCUUUCCAGGGAUUGCUGUCACAAUAGAUCAGUGUGGGACAAACAAAGACUGUGAUCCUCUCAGACAUCAAAUAGCUUUAUUAAUAGUCUCUGUACAUCAGGCUAUAGAAAUUAUACAGGAUGAAAUAUUCAUCCGAUAUUCAUGAAAAGUAUGAAUUUUGUCGAUAUUUGAGAUUUUCCAACGCUCAUCUUAUUUAGAUCAAACAGAUAGUGUGAUCCACUCAAAGACAUCAAAUAGCUUUACUAAUAGUCUCUGUACACCAGGCUAUAGAAAUUAUGCAGGAUGAAAUAUUCAUCAGAUUUUCGUGAAGAGUGUUAACUUUGUCGCUAUUUGGGAUUCUGAAUCAAAUCAAGGUCACUUUUCUCUAUUGUGUCAGACAUUUUUUUCUUGUGAUAUGAAUGUUUUACCGCAAAAUUACUGAUAUUCAGUUAUGAUUGAAAAAUAUCGAUAAGGGAUUGCUAUUUUGGAUUCUGUGACACUGAGUUAUUGAUUUCAAACAAA